ACUGAUUCAACAACAGAAAAAGACGCCCCAACUGAGCCAACGACAGAAAAAGAUGUUCCCACUAAUCCAACAACAGAAAAAGAUGUUCCCACUGAGCCAACAACAGAAAAAGACGUCCCAACUGAGCCAACGACAGAAGCCGUCGAUCCCACAACGACGAAAGCUACAACAAUCGAGCCUGUGUUGACUACCACCAAAGAAAGUCUAGAAACGACGGCAAGACCUGAAGAAAUAACCACAGAAUCCUCCGAGACAACUACGACUGCAGGAGAGACGACACCCACGCCAUUUUUCUGUCCCAAGUAUCUCCAAGGCAACAUCAGUAUGCCCUGCUGGAAGCUGACUGACAAAUGCUAUUGCUUUUCCAAAUUCGGGAGAAACUGGACGAGGGCUGAUACUUAUUGUAAACAAGCAGGCAUGACUCUUCUCAAGAUAGAAACGAAAGAGGAAAAUAAUUUGAUCGUCUAUCACCACACACACACGCCAGGAAUGACUAAAGAUAUUUACUGGACUUCGGGACGAUACUCGCAAGAAGGCAACAAGCGAUGGGAGUGGGCAACUACACAGCCGUACCAGCAGCUGAGUUACACAAACUGGAACCCAACCAAACCUGUCCAACCCGAUUUCAACAUGCCUGGCUUCUGUAUAGACAUUUCCUUUUUCCAAACUGGACAUUGGUUCGACGGUCUCUGCAGUAGCAAUAUGAAAUUCAUUUGUGAAUCGAAAUAAAGACCCAGGUGAAUAUAACUUAGCAUUAGAAAGAAAUCAAUUUUGUUUAAUACACAAUUUGGCAUCAGAAAAUUAAGAACUGCUUGAACUACGAAU
Messenger RNA from Daphnia pulicaria, 825 nucleotides. Its product is annotated as asialoglycoprotein receptor 2-like. The transcript has 5 exons. The record is from RefSeq and is a predicted model, not a curated record. Gene Ontology annotation, molecular function: carbohydrate binding. Lineage: Eukaryota; Metazoa; Arthropoda; Branchiopoda; Diplostraca; Daphniidae. Gene Ontology annotation, biological process: biological process involved in interspecies interaction between organisms. Bases 325 to 729 code for a protein of 134 amino acids. Gene Ontology annotation, cellular component: external side of plasma membrane.